This is a messenger RNA of Physcomitrium patens, 4089 nucleotides long. RefSeq names its product LRR receptor kinase BAK1. Gene Ontology annotation, molecular function: protein binding; ATP binding; protein kinase activity. The record is from RefSeq and is a predicted model, not a curated record. Gene Ontology annotation, biological process: protein phosphorylation. NCBI's taxonomy places the organism in Eukaryota, Viridiplantae, Streptophyta, Bryopsida, Funariales, Funariaceae.
GAAAUGACUAUCAAAUCCAUGCCCAUGUGGGGGAGGUAUGUUGUGCUUGAGCACAUGGAGUGAAAGCAUGAUCUCUAGUGAGGUUUCUCCACAGGUGGAUAGUAAAGUUGGAAGCAACAGUAAGAUUGCAGGGGGCUUCACUAAGAUGGAGUUGAAGGAUUUGUCUACAGUGACAAGGAAGCAGUUGCAUUUGUACUUGGAAGAUGGGGUCAAUGCAGCUGGUUUGUAGAGAUAGCAAACAUGUAUCCAAAUGUACAAGAAAAUUGUUUCACAGCCUCUGUGAGCCUACACAAGUUUGUGUGUGUGUACAAAUCCCCAAGUUGUGAUGCAUGCCAUUUGUCCUCAGUGGACGAAGUUCAGGACCUGUGUAGAGUCAUUACUGCAUGCACAAGGGAAGGUUUCCUCAGUCUUCUUGAAACGCAGACCCUGCAGCUCUACUGUGAGAUUUGAAGGCUCGUGUGCCGAGGCAAGAUGUGUGUGCGCGCUUUUGAGAGAGGAGCAGGGCGGUUUGUCAGAGAGGGCGAGAGAGAGGGAUGGCUUCAAAGAAGGAUUAUCAGUACUAUGUCAGACUCGCUGGGGUGGUUCAGUGACGUUGUCAUUAGCCACUGACCUACAAAGCUCUAGCUGGCGAUCAAGACUGUACAUGGGUUGUCACCUCGUCUUGAACGAGUUACAGCUUAGCUGGUGAAGGGAAAGCUCUCCAAACGAUCUUCAUACCUCUGAAUUACCGUUGUCAUUGCACAGGGAACAAUUGUACCUUUGUACAUGUAUUCUGCGUGUGAGAAGCAGGGGGCUGUCCUACGAACUAGACGGAGCCGCUGGGGCGUCAGGGGCGUCAUUACAUGGGGUUGAUGAGACGGCUACCUUGCCUUCGUAGAUCGUAGCAUUGGUUGCGUUUCGGUAUCACUGAGGGUCUUUUGCCCUGUCCCAUUUGACGAAGUGAGGAUUGUGUACAGCUUCACUGAGUUUUGAAAAAAUCUUUUAGAGGAUCUCUGUGUGUGUGUAUUUGAGAAGAAAAUGCAAUCUCUACAGGUGUGAGUCGAUAAGCUUGAAACCGAGGAGUUAAGGAGAGGAGAAGAGUGAAUGAGGGGUCUUUUUUGUUGCUACAGAGCUGCACUCGUUUCUCGCAGUGAAGCCCCUGACAGUGGAGUAAUAGCGCGUUUGUGUGUUGAUUAACUAUUAUCUUUUUCUAAUCGAGGUUCCUUAAAUGUGUACCAUGGUGUGCUUCUGCAAGUGGAGAGCAUUGCAAGCGCUUUCGGAGAUGCAUGUGUGCCUUCCACUAGCGUCGGACGAUUUUUUAUAUCCUCAAUACUCCAAGCGCACUUAUCAGAUCACUAGAGUGUUUGGCAACACUACGUUUGAGAAAGAUUGGUGUCUUUGAAGCGCACUCUGGCGCUUGUAAUGGUGUUGAGCUAAAGAAUGGAGAACAAGGAACGCUACGUUUGGAGCUCAAUCGGUGCUCGUCGUGAUCUUAAAGCAGGAUCACGCCGUUGUUCAGCUUGGAGAUUGCAAUUCUGAAGUCUGCAAAAUCCGCGGUAUUGAAUUGUAGGCGUUCAAUUAGGAGGAUUAAGUUUGAUUGCGCGAUGGCGCAAAGUCCACUAUUCGAGGAUGGAGUGUCUUAUCAUGCAGUCUGCAGUGAAACAGUUUCUUCGGAAGAAUAAAACGAGUGGACAAGAGAAUAUUAUAAAUGAUAGACGACGGAUAGGUUAGCUGAUAUAAUCGCCCUACAAUGUGGACAAUAGCAGCAAUAAUAUGUGAAGCAGCUGCAAACAAUGGGGAGAAGAGCUAGACACAAGGCCGGCACUCAAGUUCCUGCUCUUGGAAUACUGCAGUGGCUGUGUGGAGCACUUUCACUAUUCCAAGUUUUCAAUUUCCUAACACAUGUUCAUUGCCUUGACGGAAACCCCGAAGUGAGGUCUUUGGCUGCAAUCAAGCAAGCAUUUGAGGAUCCCGAGAACGUACUUGCGUCAUGGGAUCCGAACUAUCUAUCACCUUGCACCUUCGCCUUUGUGGAGUGUGAUGCUAACCAUUCUGUCUACGGCUUGGCGCUACCUUCUCAUGGUUUGUCUGGAAACUUAUCUCCUCUUAUUGGAAGCCUCUCAAAUCUUCACCGCCUGAUAAUUACUAACAACUCGAUAUCCGGCGAAUUACCCUCGGAGCUUGGAAAUCUUUCAAAACUUGUGGUUUUGGACUUGUCCAGAAAUGACUUCUCUGGUGCAAUUCCCAGCGCUCUUAUGAACCUGACAAGUCUAAUAACUUUAAAUCUGGGAGGGAACCACUUCAAUGGAAGCUUUCCAGUAUUCGUUGCCAAUAUGUCUUCAUUACAAUCACUGGAUGUUUCAUUCAACAGCUUGUCAGGCUUUGUUCCUAAUCAGACAUUGAAAAAUUUAAUGGUGGAUGGAAAUCCGAAUUUGUGCGGAUGGGCUGUUAGAAAAGAGUGUCCCGGUGACCCUCCACUGCCCAACCCUGCGAACAUAAAUGUCGUCGAUGGCAGAAACAGGAGAUCAAACACAACUGCUGUAGCGGCCGGUUUAUCAUUGGGAGCAGCAGUGUUGGUCGGAUCACUCCUGUUGGGCUCCCUGUGGUGGCGUCGUCGUAAUGCCAAACAAGUGUUCUUCGAUGUAAAUGAACAACAAGAUCCGAAUGUGCUACUGGGUCAGCUUAAGAAAUUUUCAUUUCGGGGACUUCAGAUAGCUACUGACAAUUUCAGCGUAAAGAAUAUACUCGGUAGAGGCGGCUUUGGGAAUGUCUACAAGGGCCACCUAUCUGAUGGGACAGUAGUGGCUGUCAAGCGAUUGAAGGGUGAAGGCAGUCCUGGUCACGAAAUGCAAUUUCAAACUGAAGUUGAAAUGAUCUCAUUAGCUGUUCACAGAAACCUCCUGCGCUUGCGAGGAUUUUGCAUGACUCCCUCUGAACGGCUGCUUGUUUAUCCUUACAUGCCCAAUGGCAGUGUAGCAUCUCGUCUUCGAGAUACUGUUGGGGGCAAGCCAGCAUUAGAUUGGCCGAGACGCAAAAACAUUGCCUUGGGAGCCGCUCGGGGCUUACUCUACUUGCAUGUGCACUGCGACCCCAAAAUCAUUCACCGGGAUGUGAAGGCGGCCAACAUACUGCUUGAUGAAGACUUUGAAGCAGUAGUUGGAGACUUCGGUCUGGCCAAACUGUUGGACCAUCGUGACUCUCAUGUAACUACUGCAGUUCGUGGAACGGUUGGACAUAUUGCACCUGAGUACCUCUCCACUGGUCAAUCUUCGGAAAAGACAGAUGUAUUUGGCUAUGGUGUGCUCUUGCUCGAGCUCAUUACGGGGCAAAGGGCGUUUGAGUUCGGACGGCUGUCAAGCCAGAACGACAUGAUGCUCCUCGACUGGGUCAAGAAACUUCAAGCCGAGAAGAGACUAGAUUUACUGGUGGACUCAGAACUCAUGUCAGAGUACAAUUCACUGGAGCUUGAAGAGAUGGUGCAGGUGGCACUGCUAUGUACCCAAGUCCUCCCCGCAGAGCGCCCCAAAAUGCUGGAUGUGGCGCGAAUGCUGGAAGGUGAUGGCCUCGCAGAGAGAUGGGAGCAAUGGCGUGAAAUGGAGAGCCGUAUGAGCAGGGAAGCACUGCUCCCACGGAGGUUCUGCGAACUUGUUGAGGAUUCUUCAUGGGACAUAGAAGCCAUUCACUUGUCAGGGCCCAGAUAGCGGCACACCAAGCAUUCUUUUCACCAUCAAGUCACAUGAAAAUCUGCCAUUUGGAUGACACAGAGCUCUUCAGGAUUUAGAGAAUCAGACGCAACAGCCCAAUGAUGUAAGCUUGCUCCCUACUGUGUUUUGUUCAGAACAGAUCGUUUGUUUGUUCCUAAACUUCAGUGAACGAUAGCUUUAGUUUGUACAAAGUAAUUGGAAUUUUUCUGUGCAGAUAUAGUCUUACAGAGAACACUGAGCCAGAGAGGUUGGCAUUCCACACCAUUUAUGUGAGAUGUUGACUCCCUCUAAGUGAGGAUUAUUGUCUCCACUGUAGAAUGGGUAGUUUACUGGAUGAGAGUCUGCAAUUGUUAUGGACAAUGAAUAAAUAUAUUUGUUGCAACAUGUGCUUGCUAUUCAGGAGUUA